Linum trigynum is the source of this 3865-nucleotide messenger RNA. Lineage: Eukaryota; Viridiplantae; Streptophyta; Magnoliopsida; Malpighiales; Linaceae. The record is from the annotation of a GenBank genome assembly.
CGUGCACACCCUAAUUGGGCUUAUUGCCGCCUCAAUUGGUCUCCACAGCUUUUAAAACAUUAAAUACAGCGCAUACGCCCCAAUUGGUAAUUUUCUGUAUAGAACACUCAUGGCGAAAACGAAAAAAAUUGGAACCCAUUUUUGGUUUCGAAAAAAAAAGUUGAAUCGAUAAUAGGCAUAAAGUAAAUUCUUUGGAGUUGAAAAAAAAACAACUUUGAAAUUGGAAUGUCAAACAAUCUAUGUCAUUCAAAUUGUAUGUUGUGGUUUUGAUACAUUCUAUGCAUCCUAUCAUAAUACAAGGAGGGUCAGUGGCAGUGCCAAGCUGAUCCAAUCUGGCAGUGGCAGACUCUAAUCCAAAAUCCCUAGCAAACAAAACCACUUCCAAUUUUUAAUUCCACCCCCAAAAGAUUCCAACUUUUCCCCCCAUUUCCCCGCGAACUUUACUUCCAUCUUUUACCCCUUCUAUCGAAUCACGAUCAUCAAUCUAAUUCCCAUCUCCCGCUUCCCUUUCUCAAAUUCCUCUUCAGGAUUCAUUGAACGAUUUGGAUACUUAAAAACAGGUAAUCCGCUGAUGAGAAAAUGAACCGCUGAGACAUCUGUUCUCUUUUUUGACAGUGGCCAGGUGCUGUUUUUUCUUCAACUUUAAGGAUUUUUUCUUUCCUUUUUGGCGGGCUUUUGCCUCUGAUAUUUUUGGUUCUGAGCAAGUCAUGUCCUGGAUAAGGAUGUGGUGGUGGAUUGAUGUUUGAGGUAUCUGCUUCACUGGGGUCGAGAUUUUUAUGCAAGUUGUGGUGGUUUUGAUUUCUUUCAAAGGCACAGUUUGCUCUUCAGAAAGCGAUGUUGUUUUUCUUUUUUCUACUACCCAUUUGGUUCCAGCUAUUUAAUAUUUAUAGCCCCAAUUUCGACAACUUUCAGCCAAUUCAGUUCUUUGAUCAAUUUGAGGCUGAUGGGUUCUCUUCAUUAUAUAAAAGUCUGCUGAUUUCUUAUCUUGCUCAGCAAAUUGAGUCUUUUCCCAUUAUUUCCCCAGCUGGAUAAACGAUUUCUCAACGUUCUGUAAUUUGGUACUGAUCUUCUGCUGGAUUGUAAAGAGAGAGAAAUGUUGGAUGAGAAAGAGAAGAAGUUCCUCACAGUAGCACAAUUCCAGUGUGCUUGGAGGAAAGACUUGAAAUUUCGGGAAGCCGGAAGAGGUUGUGUAGCAUUCGACGCAUUUGCUCACAACGACGUCACAGUUGUCUUCAGAGAGAAUGUCGGCACUCUCCACUACCAUUACAAGAGGGACAACAGCCUUCAUUACACCGUGAUCCUUGGCAGCAAUAGAAAUCGAAGAUUGAAGCAGACGGGAAGACGGAGGUCAAUGUGGAAGGUAUUGGACUAUGUUCCUCUACUUUCCAGAGUUACUGGAUCAGCAUUUACGACUGGUUGAUCAGCGUUGGAAAGGGAAGGUACCCGUUCCAGAAUCUCAUGUUUUAGUGGCUGCAUUCUAAUCCGAAUUGUAGCGUUCGAUAUGUCGGGCUCAGUAGCUGGGAUAGGCAUGUGGGUUAUAGGAAUGUGAAUGUUUUGUCAGUGCCUCAUGACCAUAUGUUUCUGUGGAAGCAAGUUGAUUCGGGGGAGUUUGAAGGGAAGGAAGACAGUGAAUAGGAGUUGGAAGGUGAGGAAGUCACAGAUGAGGAAUGGGGGCUUCCCAAUUUCCUGGAAAGCUGGGAACUUUCUAAUGUCUUCUUCAUUGUUGGCAUGGAGGAGACACAUGUCCUAGCUCAUAAAGUCAUUCUGCAAGGUUCUGGUAAUUUCCCUUUCAGCAAAUCAGACGAGGAUGUUAUCCAGCUCCAGAGUGUAUCAUAUCCAGUUUUACAGUCCCUUCUCCAGUACAUUUACACUGGCCGAACCCAGAUUUUGGAAUCACAUAUUGAGCUGCUGAUGGCGUUGAGCUUGAAAUUUGAGGUGAUGCCCUUGGCAAAGCAGUGUGAAGAAAAUUUGGAAAGGUGUAAACUCAAUAAAAAGUUGUUCGGAUAUGGUAAGAGUGUGGCAUUGUUGUAUCCAUACUCUCGACCCCAUUCUUGUACGAUGUUUCCUGCUAGACUCCUUGUGAAUCAGAAACGGCUUAGUGAAUUGCAUUCAGCUGGGAAGUAUAGUGAUCUAAAUAUAUAUAUCGAGGGAUAUGGUCUUGUUGCACAGUCUCAUAAGAUAAUUGUCAACUUGUGGUGUGUUCCAUUUGCCAAGAUGUUCACAAAUGGAAUGAGCGAGAGCAUCUCAUCAAGAGUUCAUCUAAGAGACGUGCUGUUGGAGGCGUUCAAGAUUAUGCUAGAAUUCAUGUAUAGUGGAGAUCUCAAUUUGGAGGACACUGCAGAUUCUGGAACCUUGCUACUCCAACUUCUUUUGUUGGCUGGCCAAUUCAGAGUCAUUAUUCUCUAUCAGGAAUGCUGCAAAACACUUUUAGAAUGUCUAUCAGAGGAUGCUGUGUGUCCAAUCCUGCAAGUUGUUUCAUCGAUUUCAUCCUGUAAACUCAUUGAAGAGACCUGCAAGAGAAAGUUCACAAUGCAAUUCGAUUAUUGUACAACAACAAACCUUGACUUCAUUUUGUUAGAUGAGGCAACAUUUAGCAACAUCAUUCAGCAUCAAGAUCUAACAGUAACAUCAGAGGAGAGAGUUGUCAACGCGAUUCUGAUGUGGUGCUUGCAAGCCAAGGAACUAUGUGUGUGGGAAGCAGUGGAUGAACUAGUUGCUAUCAAAACCCUUGAGCUACUUUUUGGUGAGCGGCUUCAGUCUCUGAAUGAACUGUUGCCAUUUGUCCGGUUUCCAUUGCUCACGCACAACUUACUUAAAAGGUUGGAUCAGAGCAACCUCUGCAAGCAGAUUGACAUUUUUCAUGAUCUUGUGAGGGAGGCAGUCACCUAUCUGGAUUUCGGACUGACUAACAACUAUGGAGGAAAUGACAUGAACCUACGGUUUCAACAUAGGAGAUCCAGUUACAAGGAGCUGCAGUACAUUUGUGAUGGAGACAGCAAUGGAGUUCUGUACUUAGCUGGAACUUCUUAUGGGCAACAUCAGUGGGUUAAUCCUGUUCUAUCAAAGAGAAUCGACAUAACAGCAAGCUGCCCAACUUCAAGAUAUACAGACCCUGAAGCUUUGGCAUCAAGGACCUAUCAGGGAAUGUGAUUUGCUGGACCGAGAAUGGAAGAUGGACGAGUACGCUCGUGGUGGAUGGUUGACAUUGGCCAUGAUCAUCACGUAUUAUAUGAUCGUCUCGUGCCUUGUUUGCUAGAACUAAUAGCUCGCCGUUGCCUACUCCAUAAGGCAAGCAUAAAAUUCGGAUUCGUGUUAUGCAGCUUAUGUGCAACUACUAAACGUUGAGGCUAGACGGCUCAAGAGCAUACACAAGGUCUUGGAGAUUCCAGGUAAAGAGUUUGGUAUCUAACUUGGGCUUGAAACCAUUCGUUCCUAUUUUCCCCGGACUUGAACUGAAACCGUGGCUCAUUGGAUCACAGGGCUCGUUGGAUGCUAAGACAUGGACAGACUUAAGAACACACAACGAUGACCAAUCAAUGGGCAAACCAGGCCAGUUUGAGUCAUGGCAGAUCACCGGGCCAGAUGCACUGCUGCCCUUCAGAUUCUUUAGGGUAAUGUUAACUGGUCCGACGACUGAUGUAUCGAAUCCCUGGAACCUAUGCAUUUGCUUCUUGGAACUCUUCUUCUUCUUAUUAUUAUUAUUAUGCUAUAUGUUUUUUGUUGAGAGAAAGAAGCCAUUGUGCACACCAUAAGAAGAAAAGUGUACCAAUGCAUAUGUGGGGAGGGUUGGUGGUGGUCCUUUUCCUUCGUUCAAAUAAAAAAAAAAUCUUCAUUUCUGGGACAACGAUAAAAAAUCGUGUAGAGA